UAGAGCCUCGGAACGCAUUAUCUUCCCCGCCAUCUCCGUCUGGGCGGUCGGUGCUGCGCCGUGCCGGGGAAACGUCCAGAAGAGCGGGUAUUCUUAGACGCCGAGUGUAAUUGGUAUGAUUAUUGUCCUUGUUGGGUGGCUCAAACCUAUUCAUAGCGCGGGAGAAGGAGAGAGAGAGUGGGGAUGAGAUCUGCAGAGUGAUCUUCACGCAGUUGGAAAUGAAGGAAUUAUAAACAGGAGGGACGCACACGAGCAGGUCAAAGUUUCUUUUGCGAAUUGGGCUUUUUUUUUUCCUUUUCUGCGGACAUCACUGCGCCUCAGAUUGACGCCGUGAUGGAAUGACACUUGGAGAGAGGAUGAUGGACACUUUGGCACCGAAGCUCCGUCUCAGAAAUCCUCCCGUUUACACCAGGCGCGGUGCUGCUGACCGAGCCCUCAGGACGGUGAUCAGUCAUUUGUUUUGAAGUGGCAGGAAAAUCCUCCUCUUGAUCGUUUUCUCCAAACAAGAGUGAGAGAUGAUGCGCACAGCGAUUCCUCUGAGACAGACGUGCGUACUCAUCACAUUGCCGUUAAGGAGCGCGUCUUAAAGAGCUUCUUUCUUCAUCCUUCUUCAUUCUUCUUCUCUGAACUUGUUGAACGGUGUUAAAGAGAGAGCAGGGGGACAGGGAGUACCCAGUACAAGAAAUCACCACAUCGCCACGCAGGACGAGGACCAUGAUUGACAGCCAGGCAAGCUGAGGAGACCUGUCACUCAUCUUCCUAUCAGCGUGUCAGAGGGCUAUCUCCUUCUCGCCUUCCCCCCUCUUCCUCUUCCUCACCUCUACCCUCCCUAAAUCCUCUCCUAUUAUCUACUCAAUGGGCUGGUUACCUCACUAUCCCUCAUAGUUAUCAAGCACUCGAGAAAAACAGUCAGAAGUAGUAAAGAAAAACAACGAGACACUUCUAAACCUACCCUCGCUGCAACUGAGGGGAGCUUGGCAUGCCUCCUCACUCCAGUUGAGUGAGUUGUCGUAAGUGGAAGUAGAAAGAGGGAUCCCUUGUUAGUACAGAAGGAGAUACAGCUCCUCGAAGAAGGAGCCGAGAGAGGACCAAUCAUGCGUUUCCAUUUCGCGCUGACGCUGUGGACCGGCGUUUGCCAGGCGGCCAUGCAGCACUACCCCGCAGCAUGGGGCCACUACGAUGUUUGUAAGUCCCAGAUUUACUCGGACGAAGGCUUAACCUGGGACUACAUGGCCUGCCAGCCAGAGGCCGCCGACAUGACCCAGUUCCUAAAGGUCUCUCUGGAUCCCCCCAACAUCACCUGUGGAGACCCUCCGGAGACAUACUGUGCCCUGGAGAACCCCUACAUGUGUAACAAUGAAUGUGAUGCCAGCACAGAAGAACUGGCCCACCCUCCAAAGCUCAUGUUUGACAUCGAGGGCCGUAAUCCCACCACUUUCUGGCAGUCCAGCUCUUGGAAGAAGUACCCAAAGGCCCUCCUGGUCAACAUCACGCUCUCGUGGAACAAGACCAUCGAGCUGACUGAUGACAUCGUCCUCACCUUUGAGUCUGGCCGGCCCGAGCAGAUGGUCCUAGAAAAGUCUCUGGAUUACGGAAGAACCUGGCAGCCCUACCAGUUCUAUGCCACUGACUGUCUGGAUGCCUUCACCAUGGAGCCCAAGACGGUGCAGGACCUGACUCAGCAUACACUGCUGGACAUCAUCUGCACAGAGGACUACUCACGAGGGUACGUGUGGAAGUAUGACAAAACAGUGCGCUUUGAGAUCAAGGACCGCUUUGCGCUGUUUGCCGGGCCCCGACUGCACAACAUGGCUUCGCUUUAUGGCCAACUGGACACCACCAAGAAUCUGCGGGACUUCUUCACCAUCACAGACCUGAGGAUCCGUCUGCUGCGGCCUGCAACAGGAGCUACCAUGGUGGACGAGGACAAACUGACCAGAUACUUCUAUGCCAUUUCUGACAUCAAAGUCCAGGGCAGGUGCAAGUGCAACCUUCACGCCAACAGCUGUGUGUAUGACAAAGAGAAGUUGAGCUGCGAGUGUGAACACAACACGACUGGGCCCGACUGUGGCCGCUGCAAGAAGAGUUACCAGGGCCGAGCCUGGAGCGCUGGCUCCUACCUGCCCAUCCCCAAGGGCACUGCUAAUAUCUGUAUCCCUAAUAACAUUGGUCCAGUUAACUGCGAAUGCUUCGGCCACUCCAACCGAUGCAGCUACAUCGAGCUGCUAAACACCGUCAUUUGCGUGAGCUGUAAGCACAACACUAGGGGCCAGCACUGCCAGCUAUGCAAGCUGGGCUACUACCGCAAUACCUCAGCAGAACUGGACGAUGAAAAUGUGUGCAUAGAGUGUAAUUGUAAUCCCUUUGGCUCAGUCAAUGAUCGCUGUAAUGGCACAGGAUUUUGUAUAUGUAAGGAGGGCACUACAGGGCCUAAGUGUCAGCAGUGUCUACCCGGCUAUUUGUGGGACGAUGGCUGCAAAUCCCGGGUGUGUGACAACGAGCUCCUGCGCUGCCAAAAUGGCGGGGUGUGUGUCAACAACGUGCGCUGCAGCUGUCCCUCAGACUACUCAGGCCUGCUGUGUGAGAAGUCCCGCUGCGAGUCGGAGCUGGGGGGCUGCAGGGGCCCCGACUCGGGCCAGGCCGCCCUGGUGCCUCCAUCAGCCCUCAGACUGCUGCUGCUGCUGCUGCUGGGCUCCGCACUGCUGAGGGAGGCCUCCGCGCUCUGAGGAGACCCGGGACCUGGUCGGAGUUUGUCACUCCUACCUCCUCCACUCUAACCCCCCCCAUCCCUCCUUUCAAAUAAUCAACCAUUAAACAAGAACAUGAGCUUUCUGGACUGUACUGUCCUGAGCUUCUCCGCCGCCAGACUCUAUGAACACUCGCGCUGACGAUAAAGAGAAUGUGCCAGACUAAUGAGUGCAAAAACUUUUCAUUGAAUUACAAAGAAUAUAUAGAAAUGAAAAAAAAACAUAUACUUCUAAAAAUGCCAGAUAUUAUUUAAAAAAAGAGCCUAAUAAGAGUGAAAUGUGCAAAGAACGAUGAGACCCCCCCUCCCCUUCUAAGCCAUACCAGGUACUCCUUCCAGUUUGAGAGGGGAUAACUGAAGAUGACAGACUCGUUCUCUUCCUCUCUUAUUGCCACGGCAACAACAGCUGCAACCAAUCAGCUCUGGAGCGAGCCGGCAGUGGUCAUCGAUCCCCCCCCCCCCGGGACGCUUCUUGCUACGUAACGCUCGCCGGACCGCUGCGGAAGACAUCUCAAAGAAAGCGUCCCGGCUGUGGCUGAGCAGCCGAAGCGUUAGACUGCAGAACAGGAAGCAUUCUUUGCUGUCAGUGCAUUGUGGAUAGAAGGGAAUCUGUCCAGACUGCCACUUUGUGACACUAACCCCCUCACCCACGUUGGCCCCUCUCUAGCUUUCUGUCUCUUCCUCAUCCUCCCUUCCUGCCUCCCACCCCCCCUCCAUGCUGCCACAGACCUGUGCUUUCGUGAACGUUACUCUGUAAAACCCUUGUUGGUUGAAAGAUUCUUUUGUCCGAUGUUAGUGAUGCACAUGUGUAAGAAGCCCCUCCCCCCUCCUCUCCUCUCCUCCCUCUUGCAAAAAAGAAACUCCAACUAAGCCGUCUGAUUCUUUUUUCUGUCUUAGAGCCGCCACGCUCCCCACGAUCAUGAUGCAAGGAUAGUUUUCACCUGAGCAGACGAAGAGCGCUUAGAGAACCAUCGGUGUAUUUGCAAGUUCCUCUCUCGACAGAGCAAACAAAAAAGAGUCACGUAGUCCUUUUGUAUCUUUGCCGAACUGUGAUUGAGAAAAGGCAACCUUUAAUGUAUCUAUUGAAAAAAACAUCCAAAUGAAGAAGCAAUUGUUUUUGAUUUCUUUCUUCUUUUUUAUUUUGGUUUCCAUUUCUUUCAUUCACUUAUUUCAUUUGUUAAUAUUUCUUUUAGUUGUGCAGUUGAUUUUCCUUUGUAUUGGCAACGUGCUGGCAUCAAAGAAUAUCAGUUUACAUAUACAGUAUUAACAAAGUGUAAUAAAAUCCCACCAAAGGACAUUAUAAAUGUUUUGUUCUUGCUUUAACACUUGAGAAUUUAAGUGAAUAAAAGUUGAAAAAUGAAA
Molecule: messenger RNA, 4108 nt
Organism: Eleginops maclovinus (Patagonian blennie)
Lineage: Eukaryota; Metazoa; Chordata; Actinopteri; Perciformes; Eleginopidae
Gene: ntng1a
Product: netrin g1a
Exons: 8
Coding region: 1095-2726 (543 amino acids)
Biological process (GO): animal organ morphogenesis; substrate adhesion-dependent cell spreading; tissue development
Cellular component (GO): basement membrane
Source: RefSeq, a predicted model, not a curated record